UGUCUUGUGAAAAGUCUAUGUUUCAUUGUGUUGCAAAUAAGUUGGGUUUAGUUAGGCAGUUAAGUGUUUCUGAUGCUGUAGAGCUGCAGAGCCAAUUAAGGAUGCCCACGGCUGAAUUCCGUAGGCUAAGACGUAUUCUGUGUAAUCUUGGUGCAAGGAUUCUCCCAUCUGAGCCCAAGAUAAGACAAGAACAAGAAAUGCAGACAAUGCAUGUUAGUAAAGAACAUGUUACUGUAAAGUCCAUGUUGCUUUAUCCAUCUGCGAAUGAAGCACCUUGUUUAGUACCUGUAUUGAUGGUCAAGAAUUUGAUAACUUAUAUUGAAGAGGUUUUCAAUAGUCUGCACGUUCGUGACCACUUCAAUUCUGAUGUCGGUUUUUGCGAAGAGGUAUGGCUCCUUUUUGCUGGGGAUAAGGGUGGGAAGUAUAUGAAAUUCCAUUUUGAAGUUGUCAAUUCUAAAUCAUCAGGGUCUGUAUAUGAUGUUCAUUUAUUUUGUAUGUAUCAGGGUUCAGACUGUCGUGAGAAUAUUGCCUUAGUUCUCGGGCAUUAUGCCAACGACAUUAAAAGAAUUCAGUCGUCAGAUUUUAAGCUAAAAGGCAAAAUAGUCAGGUUGUUCUUAGGUGGAGAUUUUCAUUUUAUCGAUGAUGUUCUGGGACACCAGGGUUCAGCUGCUAGCUUUCCUAGUUCUACAGACCUAGUUAAGUUGAAUUCUCUAAGAAACCAUGCUUCUAUGCCUCACACACCUGCUAAUUGUAACAUCUUAAGGAGGACAAUACAAUCUCUGGAAAGUGCUUACAAUGAGAACUUGUGUGAAGAUAGACAAGGUGGAAACCUAAGAGCUCUAGAUAAGUUUCAUAAUUCAAUUAAGAAACCACUAUAAACUUUGUAGUGUUAUUGAUGAUGAAGCAAUUAAAAAUAGAUUUGUACGUGUGUUUAGUGUUUUUAAUAACUUGCAACCUAUUCU
Molecule: messenger RNA, 962 nt
Organism: Hydra vulgaris (swiftwater hydra)
Lineage: Eukaryota; Metazoa; Cnidaria; Hydrozoa; Anthoathecata; Hydridae
Source: RefSeq, a predicted model, not a curated record